AUGCAGAUUCAUUCAUAUUUUUAUUUUCCAUUGCCACCCUCUCAUUUGGGUAUAAAUAGAGAUUGCUGUUGUUGGUGCUCUUCAUUGCAGAAGCUCAUCUUAAGCAUUGCGGCAGUGACCUGGUCAUUUAGCUGUUUGAGUAGAAAAUAUGAGCUACAGCAGCUCCUCGAUGAGUUCUGGUCAGUUGUGAUUCCACAUUCCCAUUCCAUCUUCUUACACACUGCAUUCAUUGAUUUACUAGUGAACCUUUCUAGCAACUACAUCAUCUUGAGUUUCUGCCUUUUUUCAAAUGAAUUUUAUUUCCGUCACGUUUCAGGUAGUGGGAGUUCUAGAAGGACAUUGGAGUUUGGGAGGACCCAUGUGGUCAGACCUAAAGGGAAACACCAGGCAACUAUAGUUUGGCUACAUGGCCUUGGUGACAAUGGCUCGAGCUGGUCCCAACUCUUGGAAUCUCUUCCUCUUCCAAAUAUUAAAUGGAUUUGCCCAACUGCUCCUACACGGCCUGUAGCUAUAUUUGGUGGAUUUCCUUGCACUGCUUGGUUUGAUGUUGCGGAGAUUUCAGGAGAUGCUCCUAGUGAUUUGGAGGGUUUAGAUGCUUCUGCAGCACAUGUUGCCAAUCUUUUGUCAACAGAGCCUCCAAACAUCAAACUUGGUAUUGGGGGCUUCAGUAUGGGUGCUGCAACUGCACUUUACUCAGCUACAUGCCAUGUUUUGGGGCACUAUGGGAACGGAAACAUUUACCCUAUCAACUUAAGUGCUAUUGUUUCUUUAAGUGGCUGGCUUCCUUGUUCAAGGACCUUGAAAAACCAAAUUGAACGAUCAUGUGAUGCCACAGGGCGUGCAGCAUCGUUGCCCUUAUUUCUCUGCCAUGGAAAAGGUGAUGAUGUGGUUGCAUAUGAACACGGAGAGAGGUCUGCAAUGGCCUUAAGUUCAGCAGGAUUCCCAAAUCUUAUAUUUAGGAGCUACAACGGGUUGGGUCACUAUACAGUCCCUGAAGAGACUGAUGAAGUUUGCAGGUGGCUAACUGCAAAUUUGGGACUGGAGGGGUUUCGGUUGAACUAG
Sphenostylis stenocarpa is the source of this 1062-nucleotide messenger RNA. The record is from the annotation of a GenBank genome assembly. NCBI's taxonomy places the organism in Eukaryota, Viridiplantae, Streptophyta, Magnoliopsida, Fabales, Fabaceae.